ACAGAGUUGAGGAUUCACGAUUUGCCUUGCGUGCAGCAGAGUCAACAUGUCCUCAUCUCCCAUCCAAAACUUCUUCGUCACCCAUUUCAUGCCGGAGAAAUGUUACGCGCAGCUUUUCGUCAACUUCAACUUGCACGUGCCAUGUUUGACUUUAUUCCUCAACAAAAUCAUCGGAUGGUGGAUUCUUUUGGACAUAGUUUUUGCUCAGCUCCUGCAGCUGCUGCGGAUUCUCUGGAGACGAAAUGCGGAGGGCUUGUGUCCAGCUUCCGUCCUGCUGCAACUUUACGCCUCGUCUGGACCCGUCCUAUUGGCCGUGGCCCGCAACUUCCCACUUUUCGCCUGGGGUGAAAGGCUUUUCUUGAGCAUCCAGACGACGACGAUUGUCUUCCUCAUCCUGCAUUAUCGGGGAGACACCGUUAGAGGAAUUCUGUUUGUGUUGGCUUACGGUGGUUUAAUAGUCCUCCUGGGAUCACAUGCGCCUGCGCAAGUCAUCUCGGCAAUGCAGUCUUCCAGUUUGGCAGCAAUAAUUGCAAGCAAGGCUCUGCAGGCAGGAAGUAACUUCAAAAAGGGCCACACGGGUCAGCUGUCCUCCACGUCUGUUUUGCUGUCUAGCGCAGCCUCCCUGGGCCUCACCUUUGUUUCGCUGCAGGACACAGGCAAGUCUCUUGCAACCGCCAGCUACCUCGUGUCAGCCUGCUUCAGCUGCAUCUUGCUGGCUCAGGUCCUCUGCUAUGGGAGCAACAAAACUAGUCCAAAAAAAGAAGACUGAGCCAAGAUGGAGGACAGAGAAAACCAGAUUGAGUCCUGAAGAACCCGGAGAAAGCCCACACAAGCACAGCUGAGAGCUGAGCCCAAAACCUCAGAACUGUGCGGCAGACACGCCAACCUCUAGGUCACUGUUCUGCCGUAUGAGGUUUACGAUGAGACAAAUUUCCAAACUUUGUCCAUGUAGAAGAAGUGGAGAUAGUCAUGUAUGUGGACGUUCACAUUUAAGUACAAAAAAUUUUAAAUGUAUUUUGUGCGCCAGCCGAUAAAGAAAACCUGACUUCUGGGAAACCCUUGUAAGUUUUCAGUUUGGGUUGAUAAACAAUACGGAGCUCAUAUAUGAACUGUGACUUACAGACGUCUUUUGUGUAAUACAUACAGUAGUGAGUUCUUUGUCCUGACCCUUCGUGCAUAAAAGUGCUAAUUUUUUAAAAUGUGUGUAUUUUAAUCUAGACAGAGGAGUUGGCAUCACAUUCAAUUGACAUGUUGCUGCAUGUAACAGCUAUUUAGUAGUACAGUUAGAAGGCAAAUGUGCUUAAAGCCAACACUACACUAACUUCACAGUUGCUAAUCUGAUUUGAUUUCAAAAAAUUUUUAAUAAAAAGGCUAAGCAACAGCAUAACAGGAAUUUCCUUAAUGUUUCAUUAUUCAGUAAUGUCUGGAAAGGUGUGUUUGAAAUCUAGCUACAUGAAUGGGAAACCCUUGUAAGUUUUCAGUUUGGGUUGAUAAAAAAUACGGAGCUCA
This is a messenger RNA of Phyllopteryx taeniolatus (common seadragon), 1509 nucleotides long. RefSeq names its product mannose-P-dolichol utilization defect 1 protein-like. Gene Ontology annotation, biological process: oligosaccharide biosynthetic process. The record is from RefSeq and is a predicted model, not a curated record. The coding region runs from base 47 to 769 and encodes 240 amino acids. Lineage: Eukaryota; Metazoa; Chordata; Actinopteri; Syngnathiformes; Syngnathidae. The transcript has 7 exons.